Bipolaris zeicola 26-R-13 is the source of this 435-nucleotide messenger RNA. RefSeq lists its product as uncharacterized. The record is from RefSeq and is a predicted model, not a curated record. The transcript is spliced from 3 exons. NCBI's taxonomy places the organism in Eukaryota, Fungi, Ascomycota, Dothideomycetes, Pleosporales, Pleosporaceae. Bases 1 to 435 code for a protein of 144 amino acids.
AUGGCGACAUUGAGAAAGUUAACGCGAACUGCGCGCGCUGAUUACGAUCAGCCGCAGUACAACCGAGACUGUUGCGAAUCCGGACUCGACGUCAGGUGGAUAUUUGAUCAGAACACUCUCUACCGCGGUCGCAUUCUUGGUACAGACCCGGCAGAGCAAGACAAAGAUGUCCAAUUAUUUGCUGGAAUUCUGCGCGUCAUUCCAGGCAAGGUAGACUAUUACUGGCCCACAGAUCAUGAGGAGUCUGGCAUCGUUAUCAGAGGGGAACUUGACCUCGAGGACGAGACAGGAAAGAAGGUCACACUGCACCAAGGAGAGUCAUUUUUCAUCAGGAGACAAAGUCGGAUCAUUUUCUCUGCUAAGCGAUUUGCCCUGAUAUUCAAAUGCAGCUCCUAUGCUGCAGGGCAUGGAAAGUCUAAAGAGCUGAUUGUGUAG